Molecule: messenger RNA, 3870 nt
Organism: Populus trichocarpa (black cottonwood)
Lineage: Eukaryota; Viridiplantae; Streptophyta; Magnoliopsida; Malpighiales; Salicaceae
Product: protein ALWAYS EARLY 2
Exons: 19
Coding region: 184-3552 (1122 amino acids)
Biological process (GO): regulation of cell cycle; DNA-templated transcription; regulation of transcription by RNA polymerase II
Cellular component (GO): transcription repressor complex; nucleoplasm
Molecular function (GO): DNA binding
Source: RefSeq, a predicted model, not a curated record
AUCUCACUUUCUCUCUCCAAGAGCGCCUCUCUCUCGUAUCUUUAAAACUCUCUUUUAUCUCUCUCUAAGAAACCCCUCUCUAAAACACAUAAAGUUUGUACCUUUCUCUCUCUACAACCCUUUCUUCCUUCACAUGGUUCAGACCCAGAUAGCAAUUGCCCUGAAUCAAUAGAUAGAUCAUCCAUGGCCCCAACAAGGAAGAAAAGUGUGAAUAAGCGGUUUCUGAAUGAGGUAUCGCCUGAAAAAGAAGUCAAGAGUUCAAGCAAAAAUAAACAGCAGGCGAAUGGGAAGAAGAAAUUGUCCGAUAAGUUAGGAACUCAGUGGAGCAAAGCAGAUCUUCAACGAUUUUACAAAGCAUAUCGGGACCAUGGACAGAACUGGAAGAAAGUUGCUGCUGAAGUGCGCAACAGAUCUGUGGAAAUGGUGGAGACACUUUACAAUAUGAAUCGGGCAUACUUGUCUCUUCCAGAGGGAACGGCUUCUGUAGUUGGGCUUAUAGCUAUGAUGACCGAUCACUACAGUGUCCUGGAAGCAAGUGAGAGUGAACGAGAAAGCAAUGAGGUACCUGGAGUGCUUAGGAAACUUCAGAAACGUAAGCAGCCAAAAGUGCAGCUUAGUGCAUCAAAAGAAGAUCUCCAGCAGUCUCACAUGGUUGCAUCAACUGAUGGAUGCUUAUCAUUUUUAAAAAUAGGAUAUGGCCGUCCACUUCAUUCAGUUGGGAAAAGGACACCUCGCUUCCCUGUCUCUCAUCAGCACAAGAAAGAUGAAAAUUAUGUUUCACCAAAGAAGAAGCACAGAAAGUCAGAGAUCAAUGCUGAUGAUAAUGAUGAUGAACAUGUUGCUGCACUGACAUUAACUGAGACAUUGCAGAGAGGAGACUCUGCCCAAGUGCCUCAAACACCCCAUAGAAGAACAGAACAUAUGAAAUCAUCACCUGUUCAAAGCUGGGAUAAGAUGCCAGAAUCAUCUCCAGAAAAUCUUUGUGAUGCUUCCAUAUAUGAACACUGGUCUGAAAGUGGCACAGGACGUGGGGGGCCUGAUCUUGCCUAUGUGAGGGAUGCAAGCUCCUUGGCAGAAAUGGAAGGUAUAGGUACUGUAGAAGUUCACCGAAAAGGCAAGAAGUUUUAUGGAAAGAAGGUAAGAGUUGAGAAGAUCGGAAAUAGUCAGUCUGAUGGUGGUGGAGAAGCAUGUAGUGGCACUGAAGAAGAACAGAAGGUCAGAACUUUGAAGGGAAAAGUUGAAAUUGAGAUGUCUAAUGCAAAAAUUGAUGAGACUUCUUGCCGGGGCCAAAGGAAGAGAAGCAAGAAACUUUUCUCAGAUGAUAAACAUGAUGACUUCAUCGGUCUUCAAACAUUGGCUCUUGUUUCUGCAAUGGAAUUUGAAUCAUCUGCCCAGUUGGAUGAAGAAAGAACUGCCCAAACUGAGGACGACAAGUGCAGUGUACCUGAAUCUGCAUCAACUAGUCAUCAUAGAGAAAGAACCAAACUCUCCAGGCAGAAAGAAAAGGCAAUAAGUGGAGUUGACAGGAUAACCUCAAGAAAAUCUAAGCUUGGAAGAUACCCGCCAAUUUCUACUAAACCUGUCUCUGAAGCAAAUAAACAGCCUCAGUCCAUCAGCAAUGGUACUCUGAAAAGAAAACGCGAGGCUUUGGUAUCAAAGGUUCUGGAUGAAGAGGAGAUUACACCUGUGGUUAAAGGCAGACACAGUGGUCAAAUUUCUUCUCCUUCAAAACAAUUAAAUUCAUUAGAAUUGCCAGAGGGUUCUUCUUUCAGUGGUGAUCAGAAAAAUGUACCAAAUGAUCUAGCAACUGCACAAGUUCCUGUUGCAAGCCAAGUUAUCUUACCAACCAGAAAAGGAAGCAGACGCAAGAUGGAUUUAAAGAGAGCAAUGAUCCCAAAAGUGGGGAAAUCUUCUGUAAACAUUCGGAAAAAUCAAAUUAAUAGGCAAGAUGGAGCAAUCCACCUAAAGGACAAGCUUUCUUGUAGUCUAUCAUCUCCUAUGGUUCGCAGAUGGUGUACAUUUGAAUGGUUUUACAGUGCAGUUGACUACCCUUGGUUUGCUAAAAGGGAGUUUGUGGAAUAUUUAAAUCAUGUUGGUCUUGGGCACAUUCCAAGGCUGACUCGUGUAGAAUGGGGAGUCAUAAGAAGUUCUCUUGGCAGACCUCGAAGGUUUUCUGAACGUUUUCUACAUGAAGAAAGAGAAAAACUCCAGCAGUAUAGAGAAUCCGUGAGAAAACAUUAUAUGGAGCUCCGAAUGGGUUUAAGGGAAGGACUUCCAACAGAUUUAGCAAGACCCUUAUCAGUUGGACAGCGAGUAAUUGCUAUUCAUCCCAAAACAAGAGAACUUCAUGAUGGAGGUGUACUCACUGUGGAUCAUGACCAGUGCAGGGUUCAGUUUGAUCGUGCUGAGUUAGGAGUUGAAUUUGUUAAGGAUAUAGAUUGCAUGCCUUCAAAUCCACUGGAUAACAUGCCAGAAGCUCUUAGGAGACAGAGAAUCUCUGUUCUGCCCAGGGAAUUGCUAGUGAAUGGAAAGUCAAACGCGGGAGUGUUCACUGCCAGUGAACAUCUGAGGAGUGCACUGAGUCCCAAGAAUGCUUUGGUAAAGCAGGCACAGGUCGAGGUAAACUGUGCCAUCCCGCUUGCCAAGGGAGUAUCUACUGACAUUGUUAAUGUACAAGGAGUCUGUAGGCAACCUUCUAUGGUAGCUCAGAUCCAACCAAAGGAAUCUGACAUACAAGCUCUAUCUGAACUGAAUCGCGCUCUUGAUAGAAAGGAAGCGUGGUUGAUGGAGCUUAAAAACACAAAUAAUGACAUAAUGGAAAACCCAAAAAAUGGAGAUAACUAUUUAAAAUAUUCUGAACCUUUGAAGAACUUGGCUGCAGUACUGGCAUCAUCUGCUUUACUCCAUCUGAGGCAACAUAAUACUUACCCCAUAAACAACCUGCCUGGUUGGCUGAAACCCCCAGCCAAUUCCUGUUUCUCUGGUAUGCCAAGACCUCAUACUAGUUCUUUUGUUUCUCAAGAAUCAGGAUCUGCUGUACUUGAGAUUGUCAGAGGCUCGAGAUUAAAGGCACAUAAUAUGGUAGAUGUUGCUGUCCAGGCAAUUUCAUCCAUGAAAGAAGGCGAAGAUACCUUUGUGAGAAUUGGAGAGGCUUUAGAUUCUAUGGAUAGAAGGCAUUUGGGAUCAGAAUAUAGGGUACAAAUGAUCAGGGCCCCAGAGGGGGUCAGUGGUGGUUUACGUCUUCAAAACCAGUUGAUUCUCAGCACGUCAGAGCCUCAGGUUAACAGUAAUGCAUCUAGGCCCCAAUCAAAUGAUUCUGACAAAACAGAGACAGUAAUUCCUUCAGACCUUAUAUCAUCAUGUGUGGCUGCUUUGCUCAUGAUACAGACAUGCUCCGAACGACAGUAUCCUCCAUCUGAUGUGGCUCAGAUAAUCGAUUCUGCUGUUACUAGCUUGCAACCCUGCUGUCCGCAAAAUCUGCCAAUAUAUAGAGAGAUACAAAUGUGCAUGGGAAGAAUCAAGACUCAAAUACUAGCUCUAAUACCAACAUGAAUCUGCUGUCUUCUGUUGUCCCCUGCCAUCAACCCUUGUAUAUAUGGAAUCUUGGUUUCAGCUUCAGUUCCCAGCAUCUCCAAACCCCCCCCCCCCCUCCUUUUUUUUUUAGGUAAUUGCUAAUGAGGAUUAUCAAUCAUAGAGUUAAUAAUAUCCCUACAAGGUAGAGUAGUUCUCUCUCCCCUUCAUUUAUCUAUCUAAUUCUCCCUCUAACUAGAAUGCUGUUAUCUUCAGCGAGAAAAUUUUGCUCCUUUUCUAUAUUUUUUUUUUGUAGUUUUUGUUUCAUUUGAAUAAAGGGAAGAAAUGGUUUCUAGAGAA